GCUGAUUGGUUGCUGAAAUUAUGCUGUUCGCCAAUCAUAUUCUCCCAGAUCACAGCAAAUGAACAGGAAGAAAAGAUGGCGGCGAGAAACGGGAAGAGUGGCAUAUUGGAAAAAUGGAGGAUUGAUGAGAAACCUGUGAAGGUUGACAAGUGGGAUGGUGCAGCUGUGAAGAACUCUCUCGAUGAUGCAGCUAAGAAGGUGCUCUUGGAGAAGUACGGCUACGUGGAGAACUUCAACCUGGUCGACGGCCGUCUCUUCAUCUGCACCAUCUCCUGUCUUUUUGCUAUCGUAGCUCUUAUCUGGGACUACCUCCACCCGUUCCCCGAGUCCAAGCCUGUCCUGGCAUGCUGUGUCAUAUCGUAUUUCAUCAUGAUGGGCAUCCUGACCCUCUACACCUCUUACAAAGAGAAGAAUAUUUUCCUGGUGGCCCUUCAGAAAGACCCCGCGGGCAUGGACCCAGACGACAUCUGGCAACUCUCCUCCAGUCUGAAAAGGUUUGAUGACCAGUAUACACUCGUAGUCGCCUUUACGGAUGGGAAGAACAAAUGUUACCGGGAGAAACAGUUCACCAAGUCUGUGGGGGCGUUCUUUGACGAGAACGGAACUCUGGUGAUGGACCAAUAUGAGAAGGAUGUCUCGAAGCUCCACGACAACCUGACAUCAGACAAGAAGACAAAGUAACGGGGCCAGUGUCGUCCUGUUGUCGAUGCCAGCCUUUGUCCCAACCCAGCAUAGCCCCAUCGCUGUGGAUGGCACAGUGGCGUCGGAGCAGAGCCGCUGCGUAUCUGUCUGGGGUUGGUGGUCACAUUACAUUUGCAGUCUGCCUGUGUGCUUUUUCUCAUCGCUCAUGUUUCUACACUGGUCAGGUAUUUGCUCCGUAGUCAAAGUCACAAAUCUCAAGAUCUGUUUAUAUGAAAUAUGUGUUAGGUAACCUCCCAAUGGUACCCUCUUCUACACCCUGCGUUGUGCCCAAGGUUACGGGCCCAAGAGAAAGGUUUUAUGUGUGUUGGUAUGUUCUACACAUUUUACAGGGGUUAACCCACCUACCUUGUGCAGAUGUCACAUACAUCACAUUUGUUCCUGUUUUUUACCUUCUGUUUUUUUUCUUUUCUUUUUUUUUCCAAAGCUGUGUGAAAAAGCUGUUUCGGUUUAAUUCACUACUCAGAUUUUGUUUGUUUAUUAGGUUUUUUUUUUUUUUUUUUUUUUUUCAUUUCACACAGAAGGACACAAUGCCUUAUAAAGAGAGCUGUAUGAUUGUCUGCAGUUGUGUUGUCCUCUCCUGCUUUGUAAUCGCUGAACUGCAUUCAUUCUUUUAUCUUGAGAGCCUUACACCAUUUCUCUACCCAUCAAGUAAAAAAAAAAAAAAAAAAUGAAAAUAAGGGACUGGAUUCGGUCACUAAACUCUUGUUGUCCCCCAAGACUCUUGUUGUCCCCUUGUUGCCUCUUUUGAUACCUAGUAGAUUUGAAAGGGUCUACUAAUCUUACUUUAAAGCAGGGGUCAUUGUUUGGUGUUAAGGGUAAGGGUAUGAAGCAAGCCAGUCAAGAGCCCCAGGGGUGCAUCAGUAUUGUUUUGGUUUCAGUUACCCAUGACAUCAUGUCAUUUAACUUAUUCUGUAACGGUUAGGUAAACAUAUGGAUACAGAGGUGUUUUUUUUUUAUUAUUAUUUGUAUAAAGAUAAGCAGUCACAAACCAUGGACGUUGCAAGAAUUUCUGUUUGUAGAUCUUGAGUAAACUUUAGCUACCUUGGUGGUGCGUGCCAGUUCUUCCCCAAAAAAAGUAUAAAAUAAAGUGAAAGGCAUUUUUAUA
This is a messenger RNA of Alosa sapidissima (American shad), 1807 nucleotides long. RefSeq names its product signal peptidase complex subunit 2 (gene spcs2). The transcript is spliced from 5 exons. Gene Ontology annotation, cellular component: membrane; signal peptidase complex. The record is from RefSeq and is a predicted model, not a curated record. Bases 76 to 681 code for a protein of 201 amino acids. Lineage: Eukaryota; Metazoa; Chordata; Actinopteri; Clupeiformes; Clupeidae. Gene Ontology annotation, biological process: protein targeting to ER.